This is a messenger RNA of Coccinella septempunctata (seven-spotted ladybird), 3019 nucleotides long. Its product is annotated as 3-hydroxy-3-methylglutaryl-coenzyme A reductase-like. Gene Ontology annotation, cellular component: peroxisomal membrane; endoplasmic reticulum membrane. Gene Ontology annotation, biological process: sterol biosynthetic process; coenzyme A metabolic process; isoprenoid biosynthetic process. Lineage: Eukaryota; Metazoa; Arthropoda; Insecta; Coleoptera; Coccinellidae. Gene Ontology annotation, molecular function: hydroxymethylglutaryl-CoA reductase (NADPH) activity; NADP binding; protein binding. The record is from RefSeq and is a predicted model, not a curated record. Bases 254 to 2896 code for a protein of 880 amino acids. The transcript is spliced from 12 exons.
UGCAUUCGAUACCUAGUCUGUAUAAGCUAGGUGGGACCUUUCACGAGGUGAUAUUUAGCGCGUGUUUAGUGGAUAGUGUUACGUAGCUAGGUACUCUUAACAGUUGUCAAAUAUUUAUUACCCGAUUAAACGCUCUUCGAAACGAAGUUAAAUUAAAACCAAUGUGCACGUAUAAAAAAGAAGACUGAGAGACGUCCUAUCAUUUAGUGUUUUGAUUUCUGUGACAUAUUAGAAGUUGAAACCAGAAAAUAAAAUGUCUAGUCGACUUUUUCGAAUGCAUGGGAACUUCUGCACCUCCCAUCCUUGGGAGGUGAUAGUAGCAACCCUUACCAUGACAGCAUGCAUGAUGACUGUGGAUUACCAGUACCAGACACCUCCACCUAAACCAACAGUGAGAUCCUGUGGGGACUGUAUAGAAGAGGCUGAAUACCAUGCAGCUGAUAUGAUAACAAUGACACUCAUACGAAGUCUAGCUAUACUUUUCGGCUACUACCAAUUCAAUCGAUUGAGGAAAUUGGAUAACAAAUAUAUUUUAGGUAUAACAGGACUCUUCACAGUUUUCUCUAGCUUUAUAUUCACCUCGGCAGCUAUCAAUCUACUAGGCAUUGAUGUUAGCGAUUUGAAGGAUGCAAUAUUCUUCUUUCUUCUCCUUAUCGAUUUACCGAAAGCCGUAAUGUUGGCUCGUUUAGCUUUAAAUGCUUCCAACCAGGAAGAAGUUAAAACCAACAUUUCGAGGGGUAUGUCAGUAGUUGGUCCCAGCUUAACAUUGGAUGCGAUUGUUGAAACUCUUGUCAUUGGAGUUGGAACUCUGUCAGGUGUUCACCGCUUGGAGAGAUUAUCCUACUUUGCCUGCAUAUCAGUUUUAGUGAAUUAUGUUAUUUUCAUGACCUUUUACCCAGCUUGCCUGUCGUUAAUACUGGAGUAUUUCCAGUUAUCACGCAGUACCAAUUCGUAUGCUAGACGAGGAUCUGCGCUGAUAGCCAAAAUCCUCAAGGAAGAAGACCACAGGUUCAAUCCUGUUGUACAGAGGGUCAAGGUUAUAAUGACUGCAGGUCUGAUGAUGGUGCAUGUACACAGUCGGUGGUCUUUGAGAGAUUACGAGAAUCAAAACGGCGUAACCCGGACUGUUAUUGAAGACCACAUAGCCCUGAAUGGGACAGAAGAAGCUAGUGCUGCACAUGGACAAAUUAUGAAAUGGAUAGCACUUGGAGCUGAUCAAAUCGUCAUUCUGAUUCUCCUGCUGGCACUUGUUAUCAAAUUCGUAUUCUUCGAAAAUAAACAAGAACUUACCGAACAAUUACUGAGCAGUGAGAUGGUAGAGAGAAGGACUGAAAUGCCAAAAAAAGAAAGCAGAAGACGAAUUCACAGGAGCUUCCCCCUCAUAUCCAAUAAUUUCCCUUCAACUGGGCAAAUAUCUUCAGAAGACGAUGACGAUACAGAUUCCAAUAUGGUGGACAAGGAAAUUCAAACCGACUGUUUCCCUGAAAUAUCAGACGUUGAAAGCUCUUCACCUGAAGAUGACAGGAUGGGCGAAACGUGCCGCAGCUUGGAGGAAUGCUUGAAAAUAUACAACGACAGCGACCUAGGUGCUGCGGCCUUAAGGGACGAAGAGGUCAUUAUGUUGGUGGAGAAGAAACAAAUACCGGCCUAUCAGUUGGAGAAAGCUGUCGAAGAUGCAGAGCGAGGUGUGGGAAUUAGGAGGAGGAUCUUAGGGUCACAGGCUAAGGUCACCAAGGCUCUGAUAAACCUUCCUUACAAAAAUUACAAUUACGAACAGGUGAUGGGAGCUUGUUGCGAAAAUGUAAUAGGUUACCUACCAAUCCCUGUCGGCUAUGCUGGACCGCUCCUUCUGGAUUCUAAGGAAUUCUACGUCCCAAUGGCAACAACAGAAGGAUGUCUCGUGGCUAGCACCAAUAGGGGAUGUAGAGCCCUUAUGAAAUGCGGAGUAACAAGUUGCAUAGUGGGAGACGGUAUGACGAGAGGUCCAGUUGUUAGAUUUCCCUCGAUCAAGAAGGCUAGCGAGGCUAUGAAAUGGAUGCAGACACCCGAUAACUUCGCCGUGAUGAAGAAAAAUUUCGAUUCCAGCAGCAGAUUCGCCAGACUGGAUAAGAUAUUGGUAAAAAUAGCCGGAAGAUACUUGUUCGUCAGAUUCGUAGCCAGGACUGGAGACGCAAUGGGCAUGAACAUGAUUUCUAAAGGAACUGAGAUAUCGCUCAAGGGUGUACAGGAAAUUUUCCCCGAGAUGGAGAUUCUCAGCCUUUCCGGAAAUUUCUGCACCGACAAAAAACCAGCAGCAGUAAACUGGAUCGAGGGACGUGGUAAAUCGGUGGUCUGUGAGGCAGUGGUGCCCGCCAAAAUUGUCUCAACGAUUUUGAAAACAGACGUGCAUACAUUGGUCGACGUGAACAACUCGAAAAAUAUGAUCGGUUCGGCUAUGGCAGGAAGUAUUGGUGGCUUCAACGCCCACGCCGCCAACAUAGUAACAGCAGUUUUCAUAGCUACAGGUCAAGAUCCUGCACAGAACGUCAGUAGUAGCAACUGUAUGACCCUCAUGGAACCCUGGGGACAUCAUGGAGAAGACUUGUACAUAUCGUGCACGAUGCCCUCAAUAGAAAUUGGUACAGUUGGUGGAGGAACAGUACUUAAAGCUCAAGGAGCAUGUCUCGACAUGUUGGGGGUGAAGGGUGCAAAUAUCGAGAAUCCCGGGGAGAAUGCCAGCCAACUGGCAAGAAUUGUAUGUGCUACAGUAUUAGCCGGCGAACUUUCUUUAAUGUCCGCUCUAGCUGCUGGUCAUUUGGUGAAAAGUCAUUUGAGGCACAAUAGAUCAAGAACAGUACUGCCAAACGAAUUCAGUCAACAGUUGAUAAUACCUCCAUGUAACGAUAAUAAUGUUUAAAGUGAUUCUAGAAUAAUUAGCUUUAAUAUUUAAUAAUUAUAAGGAGGUUCAGUGAACUUCAUGUUGUUAAGUUUGUUACUAAUAUUUGUACAUAUACUUCUCCAAUAUAUAUUUUUACGAAAA